AUGAGCGAACACGAGCGUAUCAGUUCUCUCGACGAUGACGCGCGAAAGUUGCUUGUGGAUCGGCACGCUGAGCUCGUCAAGGAACUGAACGAGGUGCUUCAGACGAAACAACGUAUACGAGCGGCUUGCGAGGCACGAGCUUGGCCGCGAGCCAGACCCUCGCGCGUGAAUGAGCUGCGAGCUCAGCUCGCUCAGUUGGAGACACGUAGUGAGGAGCUCACGGCUCUGAUUCACCACCUUUCGGAGCUGAUGGCUGGCCAUGACCUCGACCUGCUCGGCACGGGAACCCCGCUACAAGACCAUAGACGGAAUUCUCCCAAAUUGACAACUGCGGAACCGUUGCGCAGUGGAGACAUGAGCGCAGAUGCCGACCCGAUUGAAGCUACGCUUGCUGGGCUAAGCCUUGCCGAGCUAAGAGAGCUCAGUGUUGAACAGAGCGAACAACUGAACGAGGUUGAGCGCCAGAUUCGUCUGUGGCAUGAACAUUCGCAUCGAUCCCAGAACGACGGCCAUACAGGCGAGUCGCUAGCCCGGCUGCGCAUGCUCGAGACCCGAAGAGAAAAGCUGAACAAGUGUCUCGAUGAUAUUGCCGACGCGAUGCUCCAAGUAGAGGAAGAGGAUCUCUGGCAGGCUACUGCUGAGCCAAACGCGAUCUCCUUUCAGACUCGUCAGCAUUUCAAGCAUGACGCGGCCGUUUCUGCUGGGCAGACGGAGCCGCUGCGGCUACAUUCCGAGGACACAGGUCGUCGGGAUGCAACAGCACCCGCACACAUCCACGCAGAUGAAGUACCCACCGAAUCCUGGACAGCGGAAUUCGAACGCGAAGAUAAUCCAGCGUACACGACACAUACGUCUUCACAGACGAUGCCUCGGCCGCAGACGGCAGCAGACGACGUCGUCGAUCCGAGCUCAGCCCAGGAGUAUCGAUCCGCUUCGUUCGAUGACGCUAUAGAACAGUCCGCUUAUCGCAAGCGAACACAUUCCGUUUCGCCUGUCCGCCACUGGGAGUGGGCAGAUGCGGCUGAUACAGCAAGUGCUGCAGCUACGGGAUACACGAGUCGCUAUGCGAACGAACGUGCACAACUCAUCGAUGCUGGCUCGGUGCUGCCAACGCCUGAGCAUGAGCGUCAGCGUCAGCAGCAGCAGCAGCAGCAGCAUCCUGCUGCUACGUCGCGUAUGGCACCAAGAUAUUCAGCCGCGCUCGUGCAGCAACGCGUAGAGCGAGCCCGGGAGCGUUUGGCUCAGCGCGGGGAAGCGCUGCGCAACCUGCAUAUCUCAAGUGCAGGUCUGCAGAACGAUGCCAGCGCCUUUGAGAACUUGUCUGAGCGUCUGGCCCGUAAGAAUCGUCUUUUUGGUGGUCGUUUCUGGGAAUCGUUUCUUUAA
Molecule: messenger RNA, 1383 nt
Organism: Cyanidioschyzon merolae strain 10D
Lineage: Eukaryota; Rhodophyta; Bangiophyceae; Cyanidiales; Cyanidiaceae
Exons: 1
Coding region: 1-1383 (460 amino acids)
Source: RefSeq, a predicted model, not a curated record